Messenger RNA from Cuscuta europaea, 2508 nucleotides. Lineage: Eukaryota; Viridiplantae; Streptophyta; Magnoliopsida; Solanales; Convolvulaceae. The record is from the annotation of a GenBank genome assembly.
GCAAGAUAUGAGUAUGCUCUAUAUUCUCUCUAGCCCUAAUUCGCGAACUACUCCGUCUAUUGGCUUGAAGCCAGUGCGGCAUCGAUGCCGCCGGCGGAAGGAAUCGGCCAGGUGACUUCGCAGGCAAAGAACUCAUACGCAGCGGUGGUAAGGGAUGAUAUCCCCGGCCAUCGAUUGCACACUCAGCCCUGCUCCUUUUCCGACGCGGGUGACUUGGGGUUGUCUGGAAGCUUCAGGGGUUUCCCGUUGAUUUCCUUCACUGACGAUGACUUGCAGGUUCUCUCCCACCCUUUCCGAUUUGCUCUGAAUGGUACUUUUCCUUUCGCUCGCCCCCCCUCCCUGCGAUUCGUAAGGCUUUUCAAAGGUUAGGGUUUUUACAGAGUUAUUCUGUGGGGUUGCUUCACUCGAACAUUAUUCUGAUUAAUUUCCAGUCAGAUCUGGAUUUUCAAAAAUUUUGGGGAAAAAAGUUUGGGAUUUCUUUGGGUACCGGAUGAUGGUAACCAGAUGGACGCCCAACUUCUCCGUCGAACGGGACUCUCCCCUAGCCCCUAUCUGGAUCUCCCUUGACGGACUCCCAGUACACCUUCAUGACUUAAAGAGCCUUGAAAGCUAUCACUAAGCUCUUUGGUAAACCGAUAAGAAUUGAUACCCCAACUGCCCACUUCUCCAGACCUUCUACUGCCAGGUUGUGUAUUGAAUUGGACGUCUCACUUGAUCUCCCCCAAAAAAUUUGGAUUGGCAAUGGUCCUUCCGGGUUUUUUUUCUUCAGAAAAUUGUGUAUGAAAACCUACCUAUUUUCUGUAAAAAAAAUGCUCUCGGUUUGGCCACAGUGCUACAGAAUGCCCCAAAGAUUUGAUACCAAAUCAACAGGUUGUGGUCACAAACUCUUGUGCCCCUGUACUUGGAAUGGAAUCUGAUGCUGGUGUCCCUAAGACUGUUAUUGACUCUGCUAGAGUCUCAAAGGUUGUGUGUGUUAUGGAUUCUGAUAAGGUCCCACAGGUUGAUGUUUUUGCUGUCCCCAAUUCUCAUAAACACACUGUUUGUUUUGAUAUGCUUUAUGGCAGACCCUUACUGGCCCAGGCAAACUCUGAUUAUGCAAGUGCCAUCCCUGCUAGUGAUGCUGCCAAUACCCUGGGAGCUUCUCUUAUUGAUGAUAUUGUCCCUAACAAUAACAAGGCAGUUUCCGUUUCUGAUGCUCUUGUUACUGCCAAUAACCAGGCAGUUUCUUUUGUUGAUGUUAUAGUCCCUAAAAAUGCUGCUAUUGCUGCUCCUUUAAAGGACCAUUCAGAAUAUGAAAAUGUAGUAGCUUCCCAUGCUAGUGCCACUCCUUUAAAGGACCAUUCAGAUUCUGAAAAUGUAGUAGCUUCCCAUGCUACUGCCACUCCUUUAAAGGACCAUUCAGAUUCUGAAAAUGCAGUAGCUUCCCAUGCUACUGAAGCCACUAUGGAAGCCCAAACAAUUUAUUCUAUUGAUGUUCCCAUACCUGAAUGCGAAGCUGCUGUCCCUAGUAUACCUUAUGAUGUAGUUUCUGUUACUGCUAAAGUUAAUGCUGCUGAGGCGCCUACUUGUGCUAAAGACCAGGCCUCAGGUCCUAUUAUGUUAAGUUCACACCCCAUCGAGGCCCCAAACGCUGCUAAUCAUACUGUCCAACAUCCUUUGACUACGGAUUCUGGUUCAUUUGAUGCUGAAUACCACACUGAUGCCCCUAUGGAUGCUACAAUUUGUGCUGAGGUUUUUGUCCAACAUUUAGUGGCUCUAGAUGAAACCCCGGUGGCCACCCUUAACGUGGCGGUAACCGAGGGAAUUCAUCAACUGUCCCGACCUGGAAAUGAUGAGAUCAUCUCUAAUCCGCAACAUGAGAUUGCAGUUACUAAACUUGUCCCAAACAUGUCCAGUGAUGAAAUUAUUUCUGAGGACACCCAAAUGAGAACUUUUUCUAUUUCAGGUCAUGCAGAUAAUCUUACAAUCGAAGAGGAAAAACUUGAAGGAUUUACACAGGUACAACGAAGAAGAAGCAGAAAUUCAAUCUCAAAAAUACCACCAAAUGAAGACACGGAAGAAGUUCAACUAUACUACGAGGUGGGAUAUAGAUCUCAUCCCAUGAUCACUCGAAGGCAUUCAAAAAGACCUCAGAACGAAACAACCUACUUUCUCUACCGAGUUGACGAAAGGUUUGACUCACCGCAAAAACUAGCGGCAGCUCUACAGCGAUUCAAGUUAUCUCGUCUAGAGGAAACAACAUACAUGCCUUGUCUCAAGAAUGCCAUAAGAUUUCACAACAAAUAUAAUAGAUCAAUUGCUGCUUCACUGGGGAUCCCCUCUAAAAAUUUCAACUGUUGAUGUUCUUCUUUUUUCUUCGGCUUCACGUUCUUUUUCAUUUUCAUGCAAUGUAACCUCAACUUUCUUGUACUCAAAUAUUUAUUAAUAAAUUAGGAAGGUGUUCCCCGGCAUCUUCCCCAUCAUGUGUGGUUUGAACCGGGAAAAAAACUAAUGUCAAGAUGUUAACUA